GGCAGACAGACAGUUCCUUCGCCUGGUAGAAGUGCUAAUACAAUCUACCGAGACAGACUACUCUGUCUGGUUUUUGUGUGUCUGUAUUGUAAUAUAUCUUUAAAAGUAUUGCCGGAUCCUGAGGAUUUCAAUCGAAGGAUGUCAAAGCGAGUGCGAAGCAGAGAGGUCUGCGCUGAUUGCAGCGCUCCGGAGCCACGCUGGGCCUCUGUUAACAGGGGUGUGUUGAUCUGCGAUGAGUGCUGCAGCAUCCAUCGAGGUCUUGGGCGACACAGCUCUCAAGUCCGACAUCUGACUCAUUCUCCAUGGCCACCGUCUCAGCUCCAGAUGGUCCAAACAUUGUAUGGUAAUGGAGCAAAUUCCAUUUGGGAACAUAGUCUUCUGGAUCCUUCCUCUUCAGUGAGUGGGAAACGCAAAGCCAACCCACAGGACAGAGUUCAUCCCAGCAAGACAGAAUUCAUCAAGGCAAAGUAUCAGAUGUUGGCGUAUGUCCAUCGGAUGCCCUGUCGGGAGGAUGAUAGUGUAACCGCGAAAGACCUCAGCAAGCAACUUCAUUCCAGUGUUCGGACAGGGAACCUGGAGACCUGCCUCAGACUCCUGUCUUUAGGAGCACAGGCCAACUUCUUCCAUCCUGAGAAAGGAAACACACCACUGCACAUAGCAGCAAAAGCAGGUCAAGUGCUGCAAGCAGAGCUGUUGGCAGUUUAUGGAGCUGAUCCUGGAGCUCUGGACUCCAGUGGAAAGACUCCUAUUGAUUAUGCAAGACAAGCUGGUCACCAGGAGCUGGCAGAAAGGCUAGUGGAGAUUCAGUAUGAACUCACUGACAGGUUAACAUUUUACCUUUGCGGUAGAAGACCUGAUCACAGAAAUGGGCAGCACUUCAUCAUUCCUCAGAUGGCAGAUAGAAAUAACAGUCUGGAUUUGUCAGAGUUUGCAAAGGCUGCAAAGAAGAAACUGCAGUCGUUAAGUAACCAUCAGUUUGAAGAACUUGCUAUGGAUGUUUAUGAUGAAGUGGACAGAAGGGAAACAGACGCAGUCUGGUUGGCCACUCAGAACCACAGCACACUUGUGACAGAUACCACAGUUGUGCCGUUUCUGCCUGUUAAUCCUGAGUACUCCUCUACCAGAAACCAGGGUCGGCAAAAACUGGCAAGGUUUAGUGCCCACGAAUUUGCCACCCUGGUUAUCGAUAUUUUAACCGAUGCAAAGCGACGGCAGUGGGGUAAUUCCUGCGAGAGUCCAAAAGAGAAUGUAGAGCUGAUCCUUCAAGGAAUAGACAGUCGCCAUAACAGUGAGAGCCAGGACAACGACCAGCCAGAUUACGACAGUGUGGCAUCAGAUGAAGAUCCAGCACAAGAGGCCAUAUGUGGGGACAGCUGCAAUGAUGGAAGGACCAAGAGCUCAGAGUCUUCUGACCUGUCGGAUGGACCAAUCACAGUACAGGAGUUUAUGGAGGUGAAGAGUGCCCUAACUGCAUCAGAAGCCAAAAUACAGCAGCUUCUCAAAGUCAACUGUCAUCUGAGUGAAGAGCUGCGCUUGAUGCAGAGCAAGCUGAGCUCCCUGCAGACUGAAAACACAACACUGCGAUGGCAAACCCCCAGCGGACAGCAGCACCCCCAGGGGCCCUUUGGUCGACAUCCAACACGUGGAGGUCGCGCUAUGUCCAUGUAUGAGACAGGCUCUACUCCAAGGCAGUUCUCCCACAGAGUGGAAACAGUUCGCCAUGACGACGGAGUCGUUUUACAACCCUUCCCUACCAAUAUUGGUAGGGGUCCUUUGGGGACAGCUGCCUCCUCCCUCCCUACCUUCCCCUCUCCCCUGUCCUGGUCGUUGGAUGAGAGAUCUCGAAGGGGCUGCAGUCUGGGAGGGCAGAGUACAAUGCUGGAGAAUGACUAUGACACUACACCCAACCACUCUGAACUGGAGGAAACUGGAAGCCCUCUCACAACCUCUAAAGCAGCAGAACCCGCAGAGGAAGGUGAAGAAGACGCCACCCUGCCGUGCACUGAGGAUGUCAUUUGUAAGACAGAGCAAAUCACUAAGAACAUACAGGAGCUUCUGAGAGCUGCCCAGGAGACCAAACAUGAAAGCUUUCUGCCUUGCUCUGAAAAGAUCUGCAUGGCUGUGACAGAGAUGGCCGCCCUGUUUCCCAAGAGGCCGUCCUCUGAGACGGUACGAAGUUCUCUCUAUCUGCUGACCUCCAGUGCCAGCCGGCUCCAUGGAGAGUGUCAAAAGGCUGCAGGGCACAAUCCUUGCCCACCAGACAUCCAGCUGGUCACUCAGCAGGUCAUUCAGUGCGCCUAUGACAUUGCCAAAGCUGCCAAGCAACUGGUUACUGUGACAACCAAAGAAAACAACAACUAACUAAAACCAAAGACAUUUCUUAUGCAUCCAGUGUACAAUUUCUCCAUUAUACUGCAACCUUUUGCAUUUUAAUGAGUGUUUGAUAGGUUUGUUUCCUGACCGUAAUUAGUUGAAGUAUUCACAUACAUUCCUUGGCAGUGGGAAAAUCUUUAAAAAAGAAAAUGCCAUGAAAAAAUAUGGAUCAAUCAAAAGUUUUUCUUCUGCGUUUUGGUCUCAUAAGCCAUGCAGAUAUGAACAGAAAUGUACUGAAAAAUGUAAGGAGAAAUUCUGUUACUAUUUUUACCUCAUAAAUUUAAAACCACUUAAUUUCCAAAAGUGUGUGUCUAUA
Melanotaenia boesemani (Boeseman's rainbowfish) is the source of this 2689-nucleotide messenger RNA. RefSeq names its product G protein-coupled receptor kinase interacting ArfGAP 2b (gene git2b). Lineage: Eukaryota; Metazoa; Chordata; Actinopteri; Atheriniformes; Melanotaeniidae. The record is from RefSeq and is a predicted model, not a curated record. The transcript is spliced from 21 exons. Gene Ontology annotation, molecular function: GTPase activator activity; protein binding. Gene Ontology annotation, biological process: regulation of ARF protein signal transduction; brain development. The coding region runs from base 139 to 2361 and encodes 740 amino acids.